AUGGCAACAAGUGACUCGAUCUCCGCGGAUCAGGAUGCACGGCACCUACCAGAGCACAUUGUGGUGCUCGUCCAUGGCAACAACGGCUCAGCCGCAGAUUUGAACGCCAUGGAGACGGCGCUAUUGGCGAAAUACGGUCACCAGCAGUUGCUCCUUAUCAAGUCUCGAGCCAAUGAGCAGGACACAUCACUGGGCGUGGAAACUGGCGGCAAUAGGCUCGCAAAGGAAGUGGUGGAAUCAGUUUUUGAGUACGAAGUGAGUCCUGUCGUGAGAGCGCACAAGCUCUCGAUCAUUGGCCAUUCGCUGGGCGGACUCUAUGCGCGGUACGCUAUUGUGCAGAUUAUGAAAGCAAUGAGCUGUUUGCACGUGGCAUACGUCGACUUUGUCACGCUUUGUACACCACAUUUGGGCUCAAGACGGGCGAGAGGACCAUCGACGAUAAAGAACUUGGUUCGUCUUGGAGUGCACAAAGUACUGGCGUCACGGUCGAUAUAUGGACAGACAGGAGUUGAUCUCUUGCUAGACGAGCAAGAGCAACAACAAGUGUGGGCGACGACAGACGCUAAUGAGGCGCAACCUGCUCGCCCUCUGCUGAUACUUAUGAGUGACCCCGCCUCGGAUUUUGUCCGCUCGCUCAAGCGCUUUAAACAUGGCACGCUAGUAGCUAUGACUGAUGGUGACUUGGUCGUACCGUAUCCCUCGGCCUCCUUGCGCAGCCACAGCCCAUAUGUUAGCACUUUCUUGACGGAAUGCUACCUGAACUGGCGCUGGCAUGUCCGGCACUCCGGUUUUGCUGAAGUUGAUGGAGCGGGCUGUGUCCACCCUGCUUCCGCAGCAUUCGUGGAGCGACUCAACGCGAAGGUUGAUCACUCAAUUAUUAUUGAGAACCACGGACUGGGCCUCGAUGCAAGCUGCACGCCGCAUUAUUCCAGUAUUGAAGGGUUUGACUGUGACAACAAACAAGAGGUGGAGUUUCCGCGCGAGAUGCUGUGCAGUCUGCAGCAGGCGCUUCCGUGGAGACGCAUCGACUUGCUAGUAGAGCCUAGCGGUGUGAAAGGCAAAAUACGUCUCCAUGACUGGCCAAUCAACAAGAUGCAGCCUCCUGACUGCCGUGCGGACGAGUUCAUCGAUCUCUUGUGUGAUAUGAUUGGGGCCGACCAUGGAAUGUGUCCACUGACGACGAUACCGGAGACUGCUGAAAAGCUUGACAGAAGUUCUGCGUCCGCCAUCAAAUAUACUUCAAGGCAAAGUGGAAAUGAAGCAACCAGCGAGCAAGGAGUCACUGAUGAUGAUACGGACACACACCAGUCCGGGAUGACUUCUCCCAUCUCGUGGUCGUCCGGAUCAUUGAACGACUUCCCCGUCCGCGCAGAAAUUUUGUGA
This is a messenger RNA of Peronospora matthiolae, 1383 nucleotides long. The record is from the annotation of a GenBank genome assembly. NCBI's taxonomy places the organism in Eukaryota, Oomycota, Peronosporomycetes, Peronosporales, Peronosporaceae.